This is a messenger RNA of Solanum stenotomum, 3367 nucleotides long. RefSeq names its product F-box/FBD/LRR-repeat protein At1g13570-like. Gene Ontology annotation, molecular function: protein binding. Bases 1899 to 3185 code for a protein of 428 amino acids. Lineage: Eukaryota; Viridiplantae; Streptophyta; Magnoliopsida; Solanales; Solanaceae. The record is from RefSeq and is a predicted model, not a curated record. The transcript is spliced from 5 exons.
UAAACCAAAAGGAAAAAUAGUGAUUUUUUUAAAUGGUAGUAAAUUCCAAAUAUCUUUUGUGAGUGCUAGCUUAUGUUUUUGGGCGUGAUUUGAACUCUUUAGAGGGAGAGAAAUUGAGGAAGUUCAAUAUAUAUUUUUAGAGAAAAAAUGAUUUUGUACUUGGCCAAAUACAUAAAAACAUGGAAUGUCAAAUAGGAACAUGUCUUAGUUGAGGUGUCAAAAUGAAAACUAGAGUUAAGUUUAAAGGGCGCUUAUGUAUGUGGUUAAGUAUAAAACCAUUUUCUCUACAAAUAUAUAAUGCACUUCCCCAAUUCAUCUCUUCCUAUCUAAAGAGUUGAAAGACAAAGUGCUUACCCUAGAUUGAGACUUGAAGAGUCCAAAUAGUAUCCUACAACUGAAGCACUCAUAAAAGGUAUUUGAAAUAUACUACUUUCUCUUAGGGUUAGUGUUAUGCUACAAUUAUAUAGAUUCUUUAGAGUUUGCAAAUUUUAUACUAAUUAAGCUAUUGAUUUGUUGUUCUAAAUCUAGCAAAAAAAUAGCUUCUAAUUGCUCAACAAAUAUCUUGUCAAUUAAGUGCAUAAUUUUCUCCCUUAAUUAUUUCAUCUGUUAAUCCCAAGAGUGUCGCAAUCUUGUAAUAUCGUCACAGUGGAACAUUGAGACUGUAACUCCGUUGCCUCUUCGGAAUCAGAAGGAUCAAUAGUGGCCCCACUGCUUCUAUCAAGCAACACUAAACUCUCGACGUAUUUGCUCAAGAAGAAUGAACAACACCUACCAUGGAUAUCAAGAUCCUUAUAUUUCAUGUUCUCUAGAUCCUAUGAUAAAAUAUUCUCAGGAUAUUUCACCACUAGAAAUUCCCUAUUUCUCAUGAACCCAAAGGCAUCUGCAAUCUCACCCUUUAAAUCCACAACAAAUUUCUCCAUCCACGACUUCAAUUUACCAUACUGGCUAAUGAACUAGACAACACAACUAUAACAUGAUCGAAGACUACGACCUCGUUUGUAUCACAAUCCUCUUGCGACUAGGCUAUCCUCACCACCUUAAGAUCGUGAAUUUCUUUUUAUCAAACCCAAAUUCAAGGUAAAACAUGUAAGGCUCAUAUAUACCAAAGUGAACACGAGGCUUAUAGCAUGUUUGGCCAAACUUCUAAAAUGAGCUUAUUUUGAAAUGUGUUUUUCCAAAAGUACUUUUUGGUGAGAAACAGUUUGUGUUUGGCCAAUAAAUUUUGAAAGCACUUUUGAGUAACAAUUAGUGUUUGGCCAAGCUUUUUCAAAGUGCUUCUAAGUGUAUUUUUCUCAAAAAUGUUCUUCAAUUUUUAUUCUUUUUGGGAAAAAACUACUUUUGAGCUUAUGAUAAACAGAUUGGCCAAACACUAAUUGCAAGAUGGAAGGGUCAAAAACCCACUUAGAGUAUUGACUAACAUCUACAAUGAUUUUACUACAUUCUUGUUUCUUGUGGAUAAAUAAUUCCGCAUGUGCCAAAAAAUAAAUUAAUUGUUAGGUUGAAAAUUGAAAGGAUUUAUAUUUUUGGGUAAAAGUUGCGGGUUAUUGUAAGAAAAAUUGGGUCCUAGCUGUGGUUCUCCAUUAGAGAUCCUUCUCCGUUGGCACCCAAAACUUUUCCCUUACCCAGAUAAUCCCAACAAGGAAAAAAAAUUAUAUCUUACCCCUUUUCUCUAUCGGUGGACGCAUGGUGACGACUCCCUGAGGAAGCACAAGAACAAAGCUCAGGUGACGAUUGAGGAAGCUUACGAUCAUACCGAACUGGAAUGGCCUUCAACUGUUGAUGCCUAAAUAUUUCCAGUAUUCAUCAGUUUCUCUUGAAGUCGAAGCCACUUGGUGAACUUUGCUUUGGGCCUUGCACCGUUCUUGAACAUAAGGUAUUACCAAGGUUCUUAGUGGUUUAUGAUGCCUCCUAAGGGAAGAGAGCGUGGCCAAAGUUUAAGGCCCGACAUCCUUAGCAAUCUUCCCCAUAAUGUAAUCGACAUCAUUCUGAUACAUUUGCCUUGCAAAGAUGCUGUGAGGACAAGUGUUUUAUCAAAGAAAUGGAGGUAUCACUGGUGUAGACGUACGGAGUUGACCCUUGAUGAAUCUCUAUGGAAAACAAGAGAGGAUUUACUAAACCCUACAGUUAGAUUUAGGGAGAUCAUCUACCAGCUCUUGACCCUUCACGAUGGGCCCAUUACUAAGUUUACCCUCAACAUCGUUCAUCUAAAAAGGUGUCCUGAAAUUGACAACUUCAUAUUUUUCCUCAGGAAUCACAUUCAAGAUCUUGUUCUGCACCUUCCAUUUGGAAAGCGAUUCACAUUGUCAUCUAUACUUUUCACAUGUUCGCAGCUGAGACAUCUAAAUCUCCAUUCUUGUUCAAUUUAUCAUCCAUCUGCCUUUGAAGGAUUUGAUAAGUUAAUCAGCCUGGAACUAUGUGGAGUCUCAACUUCUUCUGAAUUGCUGGAAAGUUUGAUAUCUCAUUGCCCCUUACUUGAGCAAUUGGUGCUGUCUACCACAGAAGAUUUAGACAGGAUUGAAAUUAAUGCUCCUAUGCUGAGAUUGUUCAGUUUCACAGGCGAUAUAAGUUCUAUCUGCCUAAAGAAUGUCCCUCGUCUGGUAGAAGCAUCUCUGCUAGGUGACAUUGAGCAGGCAGAGAGUCUUGAUUUUGCAAAGAUUUUCGAGUCUUGUUCUGCUCUCGAGGACCUCAGCUUGAACUUCUUAAAUUCGGAGUUCGUUGCUGAAGAAGGAUAUGAAGUACCAACAAGGCUUCCCUAUAAUCUUAACAAUGUCAAACAAUUUUACCUGCCUGACAUUUUGCUGGUGGAAUCAUAUAAGCUUUCUUAUGUUCUUUGCUUGAUAAGAAGCUUCCCAUAUUUGGAAUAUCUCGAAAUGGAGGUUUGUGAUGAAGAUGAUAGUGAUACUGAUGAAGAAUCUACUGAAGAAUCCCUUCAACCCGAAACUUUGUCAGACCUGACAUUUAACCACCUUGGGGAAGUUCAGCUGGGAAGCUUUAUAGGAAGAACAUCCGAGAUGCUGUUUAUCAAGCAUUUGUUAGCCAACUCCCCGGUGUUAGAGAGACUGGUAAUCAAUCGACAGUUUCUAGAUGAGGAGCCUCUCGAUACAAGAGAAGAAAUAUUCACCGAGAUCUCAAAUUUUCCGCGUGCAUCACCUAAAGCAGAAAUCGUCUACAAAGAUUUAAGCUGAUCUUGAUCUUUGGCUUAGAAGAAUCAAAUUGACAAGCGCAAAAGAGACAUUUAUGUGGUAUUAUAACUCUCUGUUUUACCUUUCUGUAACGUCUAAUUCGGAACGUGAACAUUGCUUGGAUGGAUGUUUUGAUUAGUUUGUUGUCAUUACAUGUUUAAGGAUUUCUAAAUUUACUGUCUGUU